AUGGCCUCGAUGAGCAAGAGAACCCAGGCGCGGAACGAGCGGGAGCUUCACGAGCUGCUCUCCGUGCCCGGCAAUUCACAAUGCGCUGAUUGUGGUGCGAAGAACCCAGCGUGGGCGAGUUGGAGUCUGGGGAUCUUCCUCUGCAUGCGAUGCGCCUCUCUGCAUCGCAAAUUGGGCACUCAUAUUUCCAAGGUCAAGUCUUUGAGCAUGGACACCUGGUCGACAGAUCAGGUGGAGAAUAUGAGGCGCAACGGCAACAACGCGGUGAACAAGAUCUACAACCCCAAGAACAAGAAGCCUGACAUGCCGCUGGACGUUGAUGAAGUCGACUCGGCCAUGGAAAGAUUCAUACGCAAGAAAUACCAGGAAAAGAGUCUGUCCGACGGCAAACCGGAACCUCCCCAGCGUGACGACGGUCUAUCUUCCAGUUAUUCCAGACCUCAGGGAGCAGACAUGGAUUCUCCUCCACCCCCUCUACCUCCCAAGAAAGGCAAAUUCUUUGGUUUUGGUCUUCGCGCCUCGUCUUCCGCCUAUACGCUGUCGAAACAUGAUAAGAAGAAGCAUCACAAGGAGCCUCGAGUUGACAGCACAUUCCGCAUCCCUACCGGAGACUACGAUUCGAGGAUGGACGAUGCACGCUAUGAGAUGACAGAUGCGGAAUUGCGUGUGAAGUUGACUACACUGCGAGACAUGGGCUUUACCAACGACGACCGCAACACGAGCUUGCUGCGUCGCUUAAAUGGGAAUGUGGAAAGGACCAUUGAGGCUCUGGUUCAACUGGGUGCGAAUGAAAAUGGCAGUACUACUUCCUCGAGAAAACAGGGCACGAUGCCUGCUGCGAGUCAGGAGCCGACCUCGAGACGUCAAGAGCCGUCAUACAACCCAUUCACUUCCAUGACCAACCAACAGACUGUUGGUCUUUCGUUGGCAAAGACUCAAGAACCCUCGACUCCAACCAGUGCUGCAACUUAUAGUAGCAAUAACCCCUAUGCUCAGCCAAAUCGCAGCCCGCCUCCGCCCGAAACAGGGCUCGAACAGUCCUUUCAAUCCCUGCAAGUUUCUCAGCCCUUGUUCCCUCACAGCACUGGGGGGUAUCCGAGCCAACCUGCUCCUAUACAGGAUCCUCGCUUCCAGUAUUCAAUGACACCUCCAGUGACCUCGACGCAAUUCCAACAAGGUCCUGUGGCAUCCCCAGCGGCGAUUCCUGUCGUCAGCAAUCCGUUCUUCCAGCCGGCCUCUGUGUCAGCUCAGUCAAUGGGGAACAACCCGUUCCUGUCCCAGGUGCCUCCGUCACCUUCAUCAAACCCCUUCUUGAAUUUGCAGUCACCCGGACAAACUGCACAAAUGCAACUUCGACAAAGCUCGCUCCCGGCGAAUCUCAAUCCCUUUGGGAUACCACCCUCGCAGUCUUCGCCCCCCCCAACACAACCACAAGACCUGUUCGGUACUGCUCCUCAAAAUCAGCCCCAGCCGAACAACCCUUUCCAACAGCAGCAGCAGCAGCAGCAGCAACAGUCUCAAGUUUCGGGUCCUUCUGCAUCUCAAAAUCAAUCUCCUUACGCCAAUUUCCAGUACAACCAAUCUCAGACACAACCUCAACCGCAGACACAAGCGCAAGCGAUGCCGGGGUCAAUGCCUCAAUUCCAGCAACAGUCAUCAUACUCCCAACCACAAUUCUCUCAGCAGCCUCAACAGUCUCUGAUGCCCCAGCAAACUGGUCGCUACGACAAGAGUUCAAUUUUGGCACUAUACAAUUAUCCGCAAGCCGCUCUUCAGCCACUGGCUUCAAUCCCAGAACCUGCGUCCGAACAGCAACAACAGCAACCCCUACAACAGCCGCCUCAACAACCAGUCUCAUAUGCUCCAUCAGGGGACAUCUUUGGCAACAGUCACAUCUCGCCAGCGAAACGUAGCGCUACUAUGCCUGUUUCACUGUCGAACAUGCAUUCCGCCGGGGGCAGUGGAAACCGAAAUCCAUUCAUGACCAAUGUCACCGACGCUAACAUGAGUAAUAUCAAUGCCAAUGGGGCUGUCAAUCCUUUUGUUGGUGGCGGGCCCAGUCCAUUUGGAUCUCCUCCGCCAGGCCCGGCCCAGGUUCAGAACCAGAACUUUGGACAGAGUUUUGCGGCGCAGCAGCCCUUUGGGCAGGGGAUGAACAUGCCCAAUGGCAUGGGUGCCGGAGUGGGAGUACAGAGGCCACAGCAGGGGAUUGCCGCACGGCAUGCCAGUGCAGAGAGCAUGAGUAUCAACAAUUUGGAAGCGGGGAGGCAUAGUCCCGAUGCAUUUGCGAGUUUGAGCGCGAGAUAUAUGAGAUGA
This is a messenger RNA of Fonsecaea erecta, 2316 nucleotides long. RefSeq lists its product as hypothetical. Gene Ontology annotation, cellular component: Golgi apparatus. Gene Ontology annotation, biological process: endoplasmic reticulum to Golgi vesicle-mediated transport; endocytosis; intra-Golgi vesicle-mediated transport. Lineage: Eukaryota; Fungi; Ascomycota; Eurotiomycetes; Chaetothyriales; Herpotrichiellaceae. Gene Ontology annotation, molecular function: GTPase activator activity; protein binding. The transcript has 2 exons. The record is from RefSeq and is a predicted model, not a curated record. Bases 1 to 2316 code for a protein of 771 amino acids.